UGAAUUAGGACCUGACCGAAUCAAACUAAAUGAACCCAACAUAUUUUUGGUCCGAUUCCGGUCUUUUUUCCCCAUUUGUUUUUGAUUCGACAUAAUUCAAUUGUAAUUGUUUAUGCCACGUAACUAAGCGCCUUCUGCUCGCCCGCCCUGCUCCCUGCACCACCAUACCAGCUGCACGCCUCUCUCUGAACACAAAGGCGCCCUCGAGCCCCCUUUUGGGCUCGUUAGCACUCCGACGCUCAAGUUAGAACCACAGCUUUUAGAGAGAGAAGUGAAUAGUAAUUUUAGAGAGAAGAUCCAACCUGAGUGGAUGAGCUCCAUCAACUUCACUAUUUAUACCCAAGAUAGGUUCGAUCACUGUCCACCAAAUCCGUCCAACGUCAUCACACUAUUAAAUGCACUGUACCUCGUUCUUGCCAGGCGCCCCGACACUCUGACACUUUGCCCAGGGACCCAAGGCGCAUGGUCCCACUUCCUGUCCCCUCCGUAUGCUUCUGACCGUUGCCCUCCCUUGUCGCCAUGCGCCCUAUGUCAGGCCCGGCCCCACCGCACAGACUACAACCUAAGGCCCUUUUUGGGUUCGGCUUUCCCUUUGCUGGGCCCACAUUUUAGAUCCAAUCUGACCUUUUGGGCUUCCCUCUUGGACUCUUAUGUGCCCAAUAGUAAUCCAAUUGAAUCAUACAACAUGUUAAAUCCGCGAAAUGAUAUGAAUCGGUUCCACAACCGACGAUGGAUGUAGCCUCAUGAAACCAAAUGGAUCUGGAUCCCAAAGGGAGUUGAUUGACCAGUUUUUACUUUUUAUUAGCAAAUCGCAAAAAUCAUAUUAGUCGGGCUCAACGGUCCAUCCUACUUGAAUGAGCCUGUUUCCUUUGAAGAAUAGUAAACAGCGUAAGAAACUCGGGAGUGAGCCCAAUAACAAGCAUUAAUGAUAAUGGCGGUAAUGGAGGAGGGUAGGUGAGUGAUCCGCCAUUAACGCCACUCAGCUUCGCGAUUGCGACGGGGGCGCAAAGCCCGCCGAGGAGAGGACCAGUUUUUUAAAUUCCCUGUGCACCAAUUGACCAAACACCAUGAGGAGCAGGAGCAACAGCAGCAGCAACGUUACUACUCCUGCACGGCUGCACUGCACAAGAGAGGAGUAAUUUUGAAAUAACCAAUUUUCCUGGAAAGAGUCGCCAGAAAGAAUAACUCUUUUUUCUUUUGUGUGUGUGGAGGUGGGAGCUAAAUAAUAACUUUGAGAGCCCCAGUUGCAUUGCAGUGAAGGCAUGUGGGGAAGAAGAGAUGCCAAAGCCAAAGUAGCUACUCCUACAACAAGGACGUACGCAGUCCCAGGAAAGCAGAGAUUGUCAUCGAGGAAAAAGGCAAGUGGGUGGGGAGGGAAAAGGUCAAAAUGGGGUAGCUUUAUGUUGUUCUAAUUUGUAUGGCAAUGGGGGAAGUCAAAAGUCGAUUUUGAAAUCUAAGCCAAACAGCCAAAAUUAAGUCAGUGUGAAGCCAUGGCUGACAGAUACACAAAACAAAAAAGAUAGAAAAUUAGAUAGAAAAACAGAGGGAAGGGAAGGGAAAGAGAUUCGGUUGGGAGACAGGAAGGAAAAGCGAGUGGAGUCAGCUCAGUUGGCAAAAUGAGCAGCGAAUGCUUGGAAUGUACGAUGAAGCCACUACUGCUACUGCAGUGGCAGUGGGAGUUCCAAAAUGAAUCUCUCUGGAACCCCAGGCUUAGCUUAAGCUUAGGAUUUGAUUAUUCAGAAAUAAAUAAGGAGCAGAGCAGAGCCGACGGAAAUCGUUUUGUCGUUUUAUUGUCUUAGAUUUGAACGUAACAUUAAUUUAAUCAAAUAACGUUCAAGAGUUGUGCUUGUUCGCCGCUGGGGUUGAGUGAAACUGAAAUCCCAGUUGGCUACUUUGGGGAAUUUGACCAGCUCUGUAGCUACAGAUUAAAAAUUGGUAUUGAUGAUGGGGAAAACGGGAAACAGAGAGAGACGCCGGAAGAGUAGUUUACAAGGAGAGUUAGGGGCAGGUGCAUCAGUAGACAGUAGCGUUGCGUAACGCUAACUCAUCUAAUUAUCAUCGUCAUCAUUAGCCAGGCUCUUACUUUUUCUUCAUUGUCUGCUGGGUCCUAAAACCAGAUCUAUCAUGUGUUCCUGUGCAUAUAUCUUCUUCAAAACGCACUCUCUCUCUCUCUGUCUUCCUUUUCCUUUCAAACACUUCCUUCCUUCUUGUUAUGCUCAUUCUAUCUACUUUACUCUUUCUUUUCAUCUCUCUCUCCUUUCCUUGUUCACCCGCAUCCAUCGCCACUCCCCCACUACACUACCAGACAUGCGCCAUUAUGAUCUCCUCCGCCUCGUUGCUCAACAUCAUUAAUUGCUUCCUUCCUCCUUUCCAGCCUUCCCCUCCUUUCCCUUUGUUUUUUAAUCUCCCUCUCAAUUCUCCCUCCCUCCUAUUCAUUCAUGCCGAUGAGAAAAAUAAUUCCCACCAAAUUCUCAGUCAUCCCCUCUCCUUCUCUCUUCCAUAACUCCUCUCUUCAAUCUCUCCCUCCCUCCCUCCCGCUACUUCACCGGCGAACCUCGCUCUCUCUUACCGCUCACUUCCCCCUCUCUUUUUAACGGCUGCUACUUUUCUCAACCUAGGGUGUAAAAACGAUGGAUAGAUCUUGUUGAGUUGUUUCUCCUCUCUUUUGUCUGUUAGAGCUCAGCCAAAUCUCCGUCCUUUCUUCUUCUUCUCUACUUUGUCCUCUUCUCUUCCUCUUGUCCCUUUGCCCUUCCGUUUCCCCUGCAGUUACGAUUACCCUUUGGUGGAAGGAAGUACACCAAACGGCACCUGGAAACAAACACCACUCGACUCUGCCAAACUACACCACCAACGUUCAACACAGACAGAAAAACAGAGUAAAGUCGCUUUUUCCCCUUCCACUCAAUACCUACCAUUUAUUAGUGCUGUUACUCCUCUCUCCGUUACUCCAAAACAUCCCCCUCACCUCCCCCAUUCCCCUUCCAUGAAGAAGCCCUUCCCUUGACAAGGAACAACAAAGGGAAGGUAACAACACAAGAUGCUGCUCUGCCUCUGCAUUUCACUGCUACUGCUACUACUCUCUGUUCCGGUCGUGCACUCCGCCUACCCGACAUUCAACGACGACGUUCUGGGGUUGAUCGUCUUCAAAGCCGGCCUGAUCGACCCACAAUCCAAGCUGGUCUCCUGGAACGAAGACGACGACACGCCCUGCAACUGGCUCGGCGUCAACUGCGACCCUCUGUCCCAUCGGGUCACUGGUUUGGCCCUCGACGGCUUCUCCCUCUCCGGCCACGUGGGCCGCGGCCUGCUACGCCUCCAGUUCCUUCAAAGUCUCUCCCUUUCCAACAACAACCUCACCGGCCCGAUCAACCCGGACCUGCCCCGGCUCGGCGGGUUGCGGUUCGUGGACUUCAGCCACAAUAGUCUCUCCGGAUCAGUCCCCGACGGCUUCUUCCAACAAUGCGGGUCUCUGUCUUACGUUUCCUUCGCUGGGAACCAGCUCACCGGUGAGCUCCCUGUUUCGCUGUCUUCCUGCUUGACAUUGACUCAACUCAACUUGUCAUCGAAUCAGCUCUCUGGCGAACUACCAUCUGGUUUGUGGAAUUUGAGAAGCCUCCAGUCGCUCGAUCUGUCUUACAAUUACUUCGAGGGAGAGAUUCCUCUAGGGGUUUCCAAUUUGUAUGAUCUGAGAUCGAUUAGUUUGAGCAACAACAGAUUCGCCGGUGAGCUUCCCGGUGAUAUUGGGAGCUGCUCGCUCUUGAGGCUCGUCGAUUUCAGCGGCAAUUCUUUCUCCGGCAGGGUGCCCGAGACAUUGCAGAAGCUGAAUUCGUGUACUUACCUUCGAUUAGGAAGGAAUUCGCUCACUGGGUUUGUUCCAGGUUGGAUUGGCGAAUUGAGAAGUCUGGAAAGUUUGGAUCUUUCCGCGAACAGAUUGUCGGGUCGGGUCCCGAACUCAAUUGGAAGCCUCGACCAAUUAAAGGAGCUGAAUCUUUCAACGAACCAGCUCACCGGAGGGCUGCCGGAGUCGAUUUCAAACUGCCCCAAUCUUGUCAGCCUCGAUGUCAGCAGCAAUCGGCUCACAGGUAAUGUUCCUCAGUGGUUAUUUAAGACCGGAUCGGCCCUUCAACAGCUCCAAGUAUUGGAUCUUUCUUCCAAUGUCUUCUCCGGCGAGAUUCCAUCCAACUUAGGCUCCCGUAGCAGCAUUUUGGUAUUGAAUAUGUCCAGAAACCAGCUAUUCGGUCCAAUCCCACCAUCCGUAGGAGGUUUGACAAUGGCACACGAAGUAGAUUUGAGUAGCAAUCUACUCAGUGGAAGCAUUCCUUCUGAAAUCGGCGGAGCUACUUCGUUACUUGAACUAAGGCUAAACCACAACUCCCUCACCGGCAACAUCCCAGCUGAUAUCCAGAAAUGCUCCCCUCUCACAGCUCUGAUUUUAUCAGAGAACAAUUUAACUGGUCAAGUCCCAGCAGCCAUGGCGAACCUAAGCAGUCUCCAAUUCGUGGACUUAUCAUCCAACAACUUCACCGGAAGCUUACCAAAAGACCUCACAAACCUCUCCCACUUGCUCUCCUUCAACGUAUCGCACAACAGUCUAGAGGGAGAGCUGCCAGUCGGUGGCUUCUUCAACAUCAUUUCCCCUUCUUCCAUCUCCGACAACCCAUCACUCUGUGGCGCCGCCGUCAACCGUUCUUGCCCUUCCGUCCACCCUAAACCCAUCGUCCUAAACCCUAACUCACCCAACUCCUCCCAAUCCCCCUCCGCCGCCGCCUCCAACCUCAGUCACCGGAAAAUCGUUCUAAGCAUCUCCGCCCUCAUCGCAAUCGGCGCCGCCGCUUUCAUCACCCUCGGUGUCAUCGCCGUCACUCUCCUCAACAUCCACGUCAGAUCCUCCAUGUCACGGAACCCUCCAGCUGUCACAUUCUCCGCAGCUGACGACUACAGCUGCUCCCCAUCCACCGACCCGAACUACGGGAAGCUAGUAAUGUUCUCCGGCGACGCCGAUUUCGUCGCCGGCGCUCAAGCAUUGCUCAACAAGGACUGCGAAAUCGGCCGGGGAGGGUUCGGUAUCGUUUAUAAAACAUCGCUUCGCGAUGGCCGCUCCGUGGCCAUCAAGAAGCUGACCGUUUCGAGCUUGACCAAAUCGCAGGACGAUUUCGAACGAGAAGUGAGGAAUCUCGGCAAAGCUCGACACUUUAAUCUCGUGGCAUUGGAGGGUUACUACUGGACUCCAUCUCUCCACCUUCUAAUCUACGAACACAUAUCGAGUGGAAACCUGUACAAGCAUCUCCACGACGAUUCGAAUUGCCUGACGUGGAGGCAGAGAUUUGGCAUCGUGCUGGGAAUGGCGAGAGGGCUGGCUCAUUUGCAUCAAAUGAAGAUAAUUCACUACAAUCUGAAGUCGAGCAACGUGUUGAUCGACGAAUGUGGGGAGGCGAAAGUGGGGGAUUAUGGGCUGGCGAGAUUGCUGCCGGCGUUGGACAGGUGUGUGUUGAGUGGCAAGAUACAGAGUGCGUUGGGUUACAUGGCGCCGGAGUUUGCUUGCAAGACGGUGAAGAUAACGGAGAAGUGUGACGUGUAUGGGUUUGGUGUGCUGGUGUUGGAAGUGGUGACGGGGAAGCGGCCCGUGGAGUACAUGGAGGAUGACGUGGUGGUUCUGAGCGAUAUGGUGAGGGGAGCGCUGGAAGAUGGGAGGGUGGAGGAAUGUGUGGAUGAGAAGUUGAAAGGGAAUUUUCCGGCGGAGGAGGCGAUACCGUUGGUGAAGCUCGGGUUGAUUUGUGCUUCUCAGGUGCCGUCGAAUCGGCCGGAUAUGGAAGAGGUGAUCAACAUUUUGGAGCUGAUUCAGUGCCCUGCGGAUGGAGGGCAGGAGGUGGGGUGAAUGAAUGGAUAGGUGGUUUGGUAGAUGAUGAUGAGCUAUUAGUUCUGUCUGGGGAAGAUGAAUCCGGCAUUUCUUAAUUUGUUCCUUGGUUUUGCAUAGUUUUGAAGUAGAAGAAGAGAGAAUACAGCAACAAGAGCAUCAAAGUCGACAUCUUUUUUGUUUCUAAAUUUUGUGGGUAUGUAUGCUAUGGAUGUGUCUCAUAAAAUAUGUUGUUAUGAUUAUCAUGGUGGCAGAAGGGGUUUUGGAAUUGCCGGAUUCCUUUUCACCGGUUGGGAAACAGAGCAGGCUCUGAGCUGAUACAGUUGUUAUGGCAAAUUGGCAAUGCUACAUUUUCUGAUUCUCCUCAUCUUCAAUUGGCAAUUGUAGUUCUCAUAAAAAGAACAUAACAGCAUCAUCAAUCUAACAACAACAUUGUCACAAACCAAUCAAACUCUCAACAACAAGCAGAUGAUCUGAUAUUUCACAAUUUGACAAGUUUGGGGGCCCAAAAACAGACGAGUAUGCUGAGUGAAUGUGAGUGAAAGGGAAAGAGCAGAGUUGUGCUGAAUGUGAGUGAUUGGGAAUGAGAAGAAACGACAAAAGCGGUUUUUAUUUGCUUCAGUCACAGUGCAGUCCAGUCUUGCAUCUUUUUCUAUUUUAUGGUUUGGUUUCUGUUGUCGAGUCAGUCAGCUGUUGUUGGGAAUGCAUUGCCAUUGCCGUUGCUCUGUUCUGUUUGCGCCCUGGGAAGCCAACAACUCCCCUCUUUUACCAAUUGUUUACCAACCAUGCUUACUUCUUUUGCCACUCUGUUUUGUUUUUGUGUACUCCUUUUUCCUCUUUGGUUGGCUGAUUGCAAUUUUGCUUUUUAUGGUGUUCAUAUAGCUGACGAGCAACUGAGGACAAUUAUUUCUACUACCAAAUGCGGUUUUGUCAAAGUUAAGUUUGAUACUGUAACUUCAACCUGUCCUGGACUCAGGCUUGUCGUUGCAAUAUAGUAUUCCACCAACUAAAAGCUAGCCAUUUUGCUUGCUGUAUCUGCAAGCAAGUAUAUCAUAUGAUUGACAAUGAAUUGGCUCAUAUUAAUAGAUAUAAAAUUGAAGUGCAGUUAAUGUUGCCUAAAUUAUUAUAUUUUGAUAAUCCAAAUGUAAUUAAAUUAUAACUUAGUCACUAUAAUAUACAUUUUACAUUUUGAUAUUCCAAAUGAAUUAAAUUAUAACUUAGUCACUAUAAUGUACAUUUUACAUUUUGAUACCCCAAAUUUAAUUUUAAUUUAAAAUUAUUGAAUAAUUAUGUUUUUAUAUCUAAAUUUCAUGAGAUUUUCGUACCUACAAUUUCUUACUUUUACAGGUUGGUCCAAUAUUUAGAUUUUACUUGAAUCCAUGAAUCCAGUCCCACCCAUCCAUGAAUCCAAUCCACCAUAACAUAAAGUAUGAAUUAAGUUUGUACCAUACAAGAUGUUGUAUCACUCAACUGUAGGAGAAGAUUCGACCAUUUUAUAUUUGCUCAUUACGCAAAACAUUAAAAAAAUGAUUAAAGAGAGACGAUUCUAAAAUAUUGCAAGAGCGAAUUUAUAAACUCAUUUUGUGCAUUUACGAGGUACUAAACAAACUUCUACUAACUACGUGUAACAAAAUAUGCGACAUCUACACAAGCAAGUACCAAUAAAUUGCUAUGGUGAAA
Molecule: messenger RNA, 7534 nt
Organism: Linum trigynum
Lineage: Eukaryota; Viridiplantae; Streptophyta; Magnoliopsida; Malpighiales; Linaceae
Source: the annotation of a GenBank genome assembly